CGUAAUUGUCCGGAAAUCUCGUUGGCUUAAACAGCUGACGUCACUUUGCUUUUCCUCUUCUAUCGCCGUCGUUGAAAGGAAAGGACUGUGUUCGUAAUGUCGUCCCACAAGACUUUCCGUAUCAAGCGCUUUCUGGCCAAGAAACAAAAGCAAAAUAGGCCCAUUCCCCAGUGGAUCAGAAUGAAGACUGGUAACAAGAUCAGGUACAACUCCAAGAGGAGACACUGGAGGAGGACAAAGUUGGGCCUGUAAACAUGACGUUCCUGUGGAAUUCAUCCUCCUCCAUUCCAUCAAAGGACCUCCAGCUGCCAGGAAGGAGAGGACUCCUGUUGAGUGGAGCUGCAGCUGUUUUGUACACAAUCUGGUUCUAGAUUCAAGUAUGAAAAUAAAAUUUCAUCAAACCAA
Corythoichthys intestinalis (scribbled pipefish) is the source of this 405-nucleotide messenger RNA. RefSeq names its product ribosomal protein L39 (gene rpl39). Gene Ontology annotation, molecular function: structural constituent of ribosome. The record is from RefSeq and is a predicted model, not a curated record. Gene Ontology annotation, cellular component: ribosome; cytosolic large ribosomal subunit. The coding region runs from base 97 to 252 and encodes 51 amino acids. Gene Ontology annotation, biological process: translation. The transcript has 3 exons. Lineage: Eukaryota; Metazoa; Chordata; Actinopteri; Syngnathiformes; Syngnathidae.